AUGAAAGUCAAUAGUAAACAGAGGAGACUACAACAAUCUAACAACAGUGAAAUCCGGGAAAUCUCACCCGACUUUUUAUUUUGUGAAGAUUCUGAUUGUAUGGCGCCUACAGUGAGAUGGUUGGGGGCUACAUUAACUUAAAUAUCAAGCCCAAUUCAACUGUGAUAGGAGAUGGCAGUAAAGAGAAACUUGUAGCAGUUGGCUACACUAGAAGCUAUGUCAAGACAUUCGUCUUCCACUGUCUAGCAAUAUUAUGCAUGGGCCUUCCAUAUGUUCUCAUUUAUUGGCACAACGUCUUUGGAAUUCGUUGGCAGUACAUUAGAUGCCCAAUAGAUGAAUCUCAAGUAUUGGUGUUAGAGGAUGUUCAUGGACAAACAUACAUCGCGAAAGUGCACCAAGAAAAUGUUGGUGAUUAUUUUCCCAAUGAAUAUUCUCUUUUAUCAAACGAGGAUUCAGAUAAAGAGGAGGAUUCUGAAACAAGCAAAUUGUUUGAAGAGGAUGCUAUGCCCUACUCCCGGUAUUUUAUCCAUCAACAUGUCAAGUUUCUGUGGAGCAAAAAGUACCAGCGAUUUCAAAUGCUUACCGGAAUCGAACAAGGCAUUCAACUUUGUGAUUUUCAUAAAUUUGAAGGGCAAUCUGUGCAUGUUCAAGAAGCAAAGCUUCAGCUACACGGCUUCAAUACAAUGUCUGUGGACGUCAAAUCCUACUGGCGUUUAUUGAUAGACGAAGUUCUCAAUCCCUUCUACCUUUUCGAGAUUUUUAGUUGCGUAGUUUGGACGGUGGAUGAUUACAUCUAUUACGCAGCAUGCAUUUUCGUGGUAUCCAUUAUAUCCGUUGGCGUUGCGCUUUACGAAAUCCGCAGGCAAAGUGAGACACUAAAGAAUAUGACAGCAGCUCACAUUUCUUCCAUGGUUACUGUUUGUCGCAGUGGAGAAGUUUAUGAAAAUAUUUAUGCCAUCCGAUUGGUUCCGGGAGAUGUCAUCGUCAUUCCUCCAACUGGAUUCAUGAUGCCAUGCGAUGCCGUUCUUGUAGCUGGCACUUGCAUUGUCAAUGAGAGCGUUUUAACAGGUGAAAGUGCUCCCGAGACUAAAACACCCGUCCCGGAUCUGGAUGAGCCCUACUGUACCGACAUUCACAAAAGGCACACUCUUUUCUGUGGAACACAAGUCCUUCAAACUCGAUACUAUGGCCAAGAUAAAGUCUUGGCUGUCGUGAUAAGGACAGGAUUCACGACUGCAAAGGGUGAAUUGGUCCGCUCCAUUCUAUAUCCGAAGCCUAUUGGCUUCAAAUUCUACGUGGACUCGCUCAAAUUUGUCUUGCUAUUGUUUGGAGUGGCUCUUUGUGGCAUUACGUAUUGCGUAUACGUUUAUAUAACAAAAGGGGCCACUAUAUGGGAAAUUAUCAUCAGGGCUUGUGAUAUGCUAACCAUAGUCGUACCACCAGCCAUGCCAGCUGCUAUGACGGUUGGGACAGUGUAUGCACAAUCACGACUGCGCCAUAAUGGAAUCUUUUGCAUUUCACCACCCCGUAUUAACGUAUGCGGCAAACUGAAGCUUAUGUGUUUUGAUAAAACAGGAACGCUGACAGAAGGUGGUUUAGAGUUCUGUGGUGUAGCACCCCGGUCGAAAGAUGAAAACGUUUUUGAUGAUCUUGUUCGCGAUCCGGCCCUUCAACUCAAACAAGAUGACCCGGUUUUAGUAACUUUAGCUGCAUGUCACACACUUACCCGAAUUGAAGGUCAAUUGAUUGGGGAUCCCUUGGAGCUGGAAAUGUUUAAAUCAACCCAAUGGAUCCUUGAAGAACCAGGAGCAGACAUUACUCGUUACGAUGUAAUGGCUCCCUUAGUUGUCAAACCUGUGACCCGCGAUACUUUUCUUGGCGUACAUGGUUUUGACUUUGCUGAAACAGGAUUUGAGAUUCCGUAUGCAGUAGGUAUUGUGCGUCAGUUCCCGUUCAGCUCUAGCCUACAGAGGAUGUCGGUAGUUGUCCGAACCUUAGGUAGCGCUAACAUGGAACUGCUAUGCAAAGGAUCACCCGAAAUGAUUCGUACACUCUGCUUAAGUACAUCCGUACCUGAUAACUUUGCCAAAGUUUUGAGAUCGUACACAAUGCGUGGCUUCCGUGUCCUUGCGCUGGCUCAUCGUGUUCUCGACCGCCGUUUGACUUGGCAUCAAAUGCAUCGCAUGAAACGGGAACACAUGGAGUGCAAUCUGAAAUUCCUUGGCCUUCUAGUUAUGCAUAAUACUCUUAAGCCAGAAACAACUCCAGUUGUUCGACAAUUACGGAACGCUAACAUUCGUUGCGUUAUGGUUACUGGUGACAACUUGUUAACAGCAAUCAACGUAGGUAGAGACUGCGAUAUGCUUCCUGUGGGAGAGAAAGUCAUUCUUGUCACAGCUAGCUCACCGAAAGGCACCGCCUCUGCUUCCAUCACAUAUUCAUUGGCAGAAAUGUACGAAACGGAAAUUGAAGAAAGUGGAGUGAUGUCUUCAUCUGAGUCGGACGCCAUGUUCACCGAUUCAUGGCCAGACUCCGUUUUCCAGCCCUUGGAAAACAUUGCGCGAAUGUGGCGCAGGCAAGCUCUUAUUUCAGACGCGGAAAGAGGAUUAGAUAGUAAACAUCUAACUCCUCGAUUACACCUGGCUCUGGGAGGCAAAACCCUUGACGUAAUUCGUAAACAUUUUCCUCAAUUACUGCAAAGAAUUCUUGUGCGAGCAACAAUUUUAGCUCGGAUGACGCCUGAUCAGAAAACAAAGGUGGUUGAAGAGUUUCAGGAACUUGGCUACGCCGUUGGAUUUUGUGGUGACGGAGCUAAUGAUUGUGGUGCUCUCAAAGCGGCUCACGUAGGCAUCUCAUUAUCGGAUGCUGAGGCAUCCGUUGCCGCCCCCUUCACUGCAAGAGCAGGAAACAUUUCCUGCGUUCCAACUAUCAUCCGUGAAGGUCGUUGCGCAUUAGUGACUAGUUUUGGGGUCUUCAAGUACAUGGCCCUCUACAGCUUGAUUCAGUUCAUCUCGGUGCUGAUUCUUUACUCUCUACGCACAACUUUGGGCGACUACAUGUUUUUGUACCAUGAUUUGUUCAUAACGACAACAGUGGCCGUACUGAUGGGACACACAGAGCCCUAUCCGCAUCUAGUGGUUCACCGGCCUAGAGGAUCUCUACUUACCAGCUCCAAUAUGCUAUCCCUCGUCAUGCAAAUAGCUUUGACAGCGGCAAUUCAACUAGGCGCACUGUUGCUCUUAAUGCUGCAGCCAUGGUACACUCCUGUGCGUCCAGAGGGCGAUGAAGUUAUUAUUCCCUGUUGGGAAGUAACCGUCAUUUUCUCGAUCAGUUCAUUUCAGUACCUUAUUCUUGCGUUAGCAUUUUCCUACGGGCCUCCCUAUAGACAGCCCUUUUAUACCAACAAACUCUUUUUGUUCGCCAUGAUGGUCCUGACAGCCUUCUCUCUAGUCCUUACGUUGCUUCCGAUUGGCCCGCUGGCUGACUUUUUCCAAGUGAUAGGGAUCAACGUAAAUCCUUUUCACUGGUACUCAGGAGAUGAGAAGGAGCUUCCUGUUGGAUCCACAAGAACUGAUGACGACGACAACAUGUACCUAUUCCGCAGUUGCCUAAUACUUCUAGUAAUAUUGCACACAUCCGUGGCGCUUUUUAUUGAAAAUUUGGUUGCAGAAAAUGAGUCCAGUCAGCGCCCUACAAACGAUCCUCGAAAUUCUGAACCAAAGAACAAGUACAAAAAAGUGGAGUUGGAGUUAUCUCUGGAAAAAGACUGGCCCCCGUUAGGUCAAGCCAGCACUAGUGAAAUAUUGUCACUUUAAACAUUAGAGUAUACCACAAUGAAAUUCAGUGUUGGUUAAGUCUCAAGUACAUCAUUUUUAGUUGUGUUCUUCAUCCUUUGCGUUAAAAAGGCAUGCGAUUAACGUUUAACACUAUUUUUCUAUCAUUCUAGCUAAUUGUGCUUAUCGAAUAAGCAAAUUAUGUGAGGUACUGACGGUGCGCGACAUGAUUUUUUGCCUUAUGCCUUUUUAGCUGUUUUUGUACGCCUAUCGAUUUAUUUGUAAUUUCUAUGUCGUGAUUGGGGAGCACCCAUUCCAUAGUGCAUCUCACCUGUUUAUUAGUCAAUAAAAAAUAUUUUUGUGGGA
Daphnia pulicaria is the source of this 4139-nucleotide messenger RNA. RefSeq names its product polyamine-transporting ATPase 13A2-like. NCBI's taxonomy places the organism in Eukaryota, Metazoa, Arthropoda, Branchiopoda, Diplostraca, Daphniidae. The record is from RefSeq and is a predicted model, not a curated record. Gene Ontology annotation, biological process: intracellular calcium ion homeostasis. The transcript has 15 exons. Gene Ontology annotation, cellular component: membrane. Gene Ontology annotation, molecular function: ATP hydrolysis activity; ATP binding; P-type transmembrane transporter activity. The coding region runs from base 117 to 3815 and encodes 1232 amino acids.